Morus notabilis is the source of this 2974-nucleotide messenger RNA. RefSeq names its product AUGMIN subunit 6. The record is from RefSeq and is a predicted model, not a curated record. Gene Ontology annotation, cellular component: HAUS complex; mitotic spindle microtubule. Gene Ontology annotation, molecular function: microtubule binding. Bases 178 to 2421 code for a protein of 747 amino acids. Lineage: Eukaryota; Viridiplantae; Streptophyta; Magnoliopsida; Rosales; Moraceae. The transcript has 13 exons. Gene Ontology annotation, biological process: spindle assembly.
AAAGGAAAAACAAAACGAACAACCGGAAUCAGACUAUCACAGAGAGAAGCAAAGCAAAGAAAGAGAAAGGAGGAGAGAGAACGAGAAGAGAGAAAGAGGAGAGAGAGAGACGCCAUUGGAGGACCAAUAGAGCAGUUUUCUUAGAGGGAGAAAGAGGAGAGGGUUUUCCGGGUGGUGAUGACGAUGGACAGAGAGAAGGAGAGAGAGAUAGAGCUCGAGAGUGCAAUGUACACUAACUGCUUGCUGUUAGGGCUGGAUCCGGCCGUCAUCGGCGUCGGAGGCGCCAACGGAACCCCUCGCGUUGGCCUUUUCCGUCACUCGAACCCUAAGUUGGGAGAACAGCUCCUCUACUUCAUCCUCUCCUCCCUCAGAGGACCAAUUCAAUCCGCCAAAGAUUUCGAUAAGGUUUGGCCAAUCUUCGAUUCGGCGCAAUCACGCGAUUUCAGAAAGGUCGUGCAAGGGAUUAUUAGCGAGCUUGAAACGCAAGGGGCGCUUCCGAGAAGCAAUUCGAGGGUUUCAUCCCUUGCUACGUGCUGUGGACCUAGAUUUGUGGAACUCUUGUGGCAACUUUCUUUGCAUGCUUUGAGAGAGGUCCACAGAAGAACCUUUGCGGCUGAUGUGGUUUCUAAUCCACUUCCAGCUCCAUUGACAGAUGUUGCCUUUUCCCAUGCAGCUACGCUACUCCCUGUAACUAAGGCUAGAAUUGCCCUUGAACGAAGGAGGUUUCUUAAGAAUGCAGAAACAGCAGUACAACAGCAGGCUAUGUGGUCAAAUUUGGCUCAUGAAAUGACUGCAGAGUUUCGAGGUCUUUGUGCUGAAGAGGCUUAUUUGCAGCAGGAGCUUGAAAAAUUACAUGAUUUGAGAAACAAAGUGAAGUUGGAAGGAGAACAUUGGGAUGACCUUGUUUCUAGUUCAAGUCAGAAUUCUCAUUUAGUAUCAAAAGCUACUCGUUUGUGGGAGUCUAUAUUAUCCCGCAAAAAUCAACAUGAGGUUCUUGCUUCUGGCCCUAUUGAGGACUUAAUAGCUCAUCGGGAGCAUAGGUAUCGCAUAUCCGGAUCUUCUUUACUUGCAGCUAUGGAUCAAAGUUCUCAGGUUCCUUAUGCAGAUGCCUCAACUGUCCAGUCCGGUGAUCACACUCCAUCACAUCUGGAAGACAAAGAUCAAAUUGAUGGGUCAUAUAUCAAUAUGAACGGGGAAAAGAUGAAAAACAGUUUGGAUUCAUCUCUUACACAGGUAAAUGAGGAAACACUUUCUCGAGCAGACGAAAGAAGUGGAAGGGUCCAUGCAACUGUAGAUGUGGCAGAAAUUAUCAGGCGCUGGACACAUGCUUUACAGCGUAUUCAUAAACAGUCACUCUAUUUGGCAAAAGCUAAUGAUGGAGAAGGUCCAGAAAUCUUACGAACUGCGCAUGAUGGUGGUUCGAGUGGCCAUGCUGAAUCUUUAGCUGUUACGCUUGCAGAACAUCAGCAACACUUUGCUAGCUUUCAGGUACUAAUCAACCAGCUAAAAGAAGUUGCUCCAGCAAUUCAGAACUCAAUAUCAGAUUGUACAGAGAAAGUAAAUAGUAUUUACUCCAAUCUUCCUCCAGUGGUUAAACGUCCUGGUCGUUCAACCUCACCUAUUCAAGCGCAAAGCAGUGGGAGGACAUUGGAAAGUGGUACGGAUGAUACUGCUGAGGUCACUUCAAAAAUGUCUACCAUUCAGCUUGACAAGGUUUCAGCCAGUUCUCCUGCGUUAAAGCUCCCACAAUUAUUUACUUUGACGCCAAAUUCUUCUGGAAAGGGUGGAAACAUGCAGAAGCGUUACACUUCAGCUCCUCAAAACAACCAUGUAGAAAACCCGGCAGAAAGGAAAUCUGUGGAACAGCCUUUGCCAAGCAAUCACGAAGAUAAUCUACCACAAGAUAGUGAUAUUACAUACGUUCAUAAUUUAAAGAGAUCUGUUAGAGAAGCUGCUUUGUCAACAAAAUCUUUCAGUUUAGAGCCAUCACGAGAUAGUCAUUCAGAAGAAAGCUCCGAACACUUCUUUUUACCCCUUUCAGGAUCUGGUUUUUCCCGUCUUGGCCCUGAAUCCAAGGGGCCUUCAAUGAGGGGUAAAAGGUUGUUUGCAUCUCAGACAGAUUCUUCCUUGCUCAAAAAUCAUGUCUCUGAUGGUCAUAGUGAAAGCAAGUAUGAUGAUUUUUCUGACAUGUUGAAUGGUCUGGAUUCUUUUCGUGAUUAUGACCGAGUAAAUGGAUUCCUCUCGGUUUCUGGCUCAAAUGGUUCUGCCUCUGAUGGACAAAGAUUAUUUUAUGACAUUGACGAAGCUCAGGAUCAGGUCUUUUCACCUCCUCUGCUAAUGGAUUCCUCACUGUUGGCAGAUUCUUAUGAAGACUUGCUUGCUCCACUCUCAGAAACUGAAACGGCCUUGAUGGAGCAUUGAAAUGAAAAUCUUUUGAGGAAGCUUGUGGAAGAGAUGAUCUGGUCACUGACUCACCGUCAACGUGAUAAUUUUGGUUGCCGUCACUCUAAAUAUUCAUCGUCACGCGUAUUUCUCUCAUAUGACAGUGCAUAUAGCUCUCUCUCUGUUCCUCUUGAUAUACUGUACAUUUUUGGUCGUUGUGCAUGGUUGACGGGAGGAAAUAUGAACAGACUAUCUGUACGUUUACAGAUGCUUCAUAGCCAUGCGGAAACUCAAAGUAUGUUACAUUGCUAGUCAGACUGAAGCCUUGGAAUCCAAAAUCCAAAUCCCCAACCAGAUGAACGUGGUAGGCAGAAAAAUUCUUGAGAUUUUUUCCCUCAAAGUUGUCCUUUGAGGAAAAUGCUAUGUGCAACUCCUUAUAAAUUGAAAAAGAGAAUUUGCAAUUUCUUAGCCUGAUGGGUUCAGGUGGGCUCCUUUUUCUCUUUUACCUUGUUGUUAUUGGACUGAUUUUACAAAAUACUGAUAAUUGUGUAUUACAUGUAUGAUGUAUCUAUCUGAAACGUCUUUUGCUGAU